AACAUAUACAUAACGGUCCGACCCUUAAACCCUAGCCGCUUGCUUCCAUCUUUUGUUUCAAAACCCCUAAAGCCGUUUCCCCAAUCUCUCUCAUAAUUCUGCCUUGUAUUCUUCUUCUUAAAGUUGAGCAUUAUAAUGGCACUUUCUAGCAAACUUGGAAGCCUUUUGAGACAAAAUGGGCAAACCCCAAUGAUAUCUUCCAUGCUGUACUCUCUUCGAUGCAUGUCGACUUCGAGCAAAAAGCUUUUCAUUGGAGGUCUUUCAUAUGGAACCAGUGACCAAACUCUCAAGGAAGCUUUUUCUGGAUUCGGUGAGGUUACUGAAGCUCGAGUUAUCGUCGAUAGAGAGACUGGGAGGUCCAGGGGCUUCGGUUUUGUUGACUAUGCUAACGAUGAAGCUGCCAACAAUGCCUUGUCAGCCAUGGACGGACAAGAACUCCAGGGGAGAAAUAUUCGAGUUAGCUAUGCUACUGAUAGGCCUAGUGGUCCUCGUCCUUCUGGUGGCAACGGUGGUGGAAGAGGCGGCUUUGGUGGGGUUUCAGAAUUCUAGGCUCUCGUCUUGGAACUUGUCCAAGGACUUGUUUCUUUAGCAAUUAGUUAUUAAGAUUCAAGGAUGUGUGUAUUUAUUUCAAGGAUUGCUGAACGUAUGCUAUUAUUUACUUCAUGCUAUAAGG
Molecule: messenger RNA, 673 nt
Organism: Hibiscus syriacus
Lineage: Eukaryota; Viridiplantae; Streptophyta; Magnoliopsida; Malvales; Malvaceae
Product: glycine-rich RNA-binding protein 2, mitochondrial-like
Exons: 5
Coding region: 136-549 (137 amino acids)
Molecular function (GO): RNA binding
Source: RefSeq, a predicted model, not a curated record